GUCUGCGCCUGCGCGGCCGCUGGUCGCCGGCUCGCCGACCUGCGGGUUGGCGGCUAUCGGGCGCGGAGCCGGGCGCCCGCUGCAAUGGGAAAUCCAGUAUCAAAAUUGCAGAAGAAAGAACCUAACAGACCAGUAACAAUGGAAGAAAUUGAGAAAGUUCUCAAAAAGCUACCAUCCCCCAAAACACCAGGCCCAGAUGGUGUUACAGGUUAAAAGUAUCCUUCAUGAAGAAGAAAGAUCUUAAGCAACAUGGUGGAUUCGGAAGCUCAUGAAAAGAGGCCACCCAUCCUGACCUCUUCAAAACAAGAUCUGUCCCCUCAUAUUGCUAAUGUUGGUGAGAUGAAGCAUUACUUGUGCGGCUGCUGUGCGGCUUUCAACAACGUAGCACUCACAUUUCCCAUCCAGAAGGUGCUCUUUCGGCAGCAGCUGUAUGGCCUCAAAACCCGGGACGCGGUGCUUCAGUUGCGGAGGGACGGCUUUCGAAACUUGUACCGUGGGAUCCUGCCCCCACUGAUGCAGAAGACAACUACGCUGGCGCUUAUGUUUGGGCUGUACGAGGACUUAUCCUGCCUUCUCCGAAAGCACAUCAGUACCCCUGAGUUUGCGACCCGCAGUGUGGCCGCAGUCCUCGCGGGGACAACAGAAGCAAUUUUCACUCCGUUGGAAAGAGUUCAGACGUUGCUUCAAGACCACAAGCAUCAUGACAAAUUUACAAACACUUACCAGGCUUUCAAGGCGCUCAGAUGCCAUGGAAUUAGAGAGUAUUAUCGAGGCUUGGUGCCUGUUCUUUUCCGUAAUGGAUUCAGCAAUGUCCUUUUCUUUGGCCUUCGAGGUCCCAUUAAGGAGCAUCUGCCUACUGCAACGACUCACAGCGCACAUUUGGUCAAUGAUUUUAUCUGUGGAGGUCUGUUGGGGGCCAUGUUGGGAAUCUUGUUUUUCCCAGUUAAUGUUGUGAAAACUCGCAUGCAGUCUCAGAUUGGUGGGGAGUUUCAGUCUUUUCCCAAGGUUUUCCAGAAAAUUUGGCUAGAGCGGGACAGGAAGCUGACGAAUCUUUUCAGAGGUGCUCACCUGAAUUACCAUCGGUCCCUCAUCUCUUGGGGCAUAAUCAAUGCAACUUAUGAGUUCUUGUUAAAGAUUAUAUGAAAGAAAUCAUCAGUUAAGUGCCAUUUAUUAACUGGAUAGACCUAAGAAGAAUACGGUUUGGCCUUGUUCCUAAUUGGCGAAAUAUGAGUUGGUGUCAGAAGUUCAGGGCACAGUGAAUUAUGGGCAAAGCUGUUUUCUUGAAGCACCAACAAAUUCAGAAUAAAAGGUUCUAAUAGGAA
Odobenus rosmarus divergens (Pacific walrus) is the source of this 1322-nucleotide messenger RNA. It is a transcript of the gene SLC25A51, whose product is annotated as solute carrier family 25, member 51. Bases 250 to 1143 code for a protein of 297 amino acids. Lineage: Eukaryota; Metazoa; Chordata; Mammalia; Carnivora; Odobenidae. The transcript is spliced from 3 exons. The record is from RefSeq and is a predicted model, not a curated record.